Messenger RNA from Paramecium tetraurelia, 4515 nucleotides. RefSeq lists its product as uncharacterized. The transcript is spliced from 5 exons. The record is from RefSeq and is a predicted model, not a curated record. NCBI's taxonomy places the organism in Eukaryota, Ciliophora, Oligohymenophorea, Peniculida, Parameciidae.
AUGGAUCCAGCCCCUUCAUUUAGGAACAACUCCGACCAGUAAAUGCGAGAUGUCCUAUAACUGAAUCAAAAGCAUCAACUUCGAAGUUACAACGAGGAUGUCGCAAUGAUCCAGUAAGCAAAGGAUGCCAUAACUUCAAGUGUGCACAUGAACAAUCUGUUGAAGGACAGGAAAGAUCAAUACGACAUCGUAUUGACUUAGCGGAAGUACCUUUGGAAACAGGAAGAACAAGUCUAUAAUGAAAUCGAUCAACUCAGAGAUAGUCAUAGAAGAUAUCAAGAGAGUGUGAAUCGUUAUGGAAUUCGAAAUAACAAUUUGGAAGCAGAAAUACAGAGUAAGUUUGAGUAAGUGAAUUCAAAACUUAAUUUCAUUUAAGAGGAAAAGAAGCAAGUCACUAAAAACUUCAAUCUAAUUUAACAAUCUUUAGUGAACAGCAAAUCUAAAUUGUCUAGUAAUGGGCAAUUUGUUAUUGAAAGCAAUCAACAAUAUGACAAAUUAGUAGAUUUCAUACACAAAUAAGAACAGAAGGUUAAAUAUUUAAAGAAUGAUCAAACUAAUUUAGCUAUUAAUUAACUCAUACCAUUUGACUCAAAACUCCAAUAAAUGGCUCAAGACACAUAUGAAAAACAGCAAAAAUAUGUUUAUUAAGGAACUAAGUUCUAGGGAAAUGAAUUGCAAAAAAUAGCAGCAUUUAGCACCUUGAGAAAGAAGAUUGAAUAACAUGUAUAAAAAAAGGGAUUCCAAGAAGUCAUCUUGGAUUUACCAUUCAAAUUAGAUGAAAAAUAUCAGAAAGAAAACACUAAAGCAAUAGCCUACGAUUCUACACUACAAGAACUGGAUGAAUUCAGAAAUGACUACAUUGCUAAGGGAGGGAAUGAUCCUAAAUUUCUAAAGGAAAUCAAUGAAUUGGAGAGAUAAUAUAAGGAGAAUCACCCUCUUGGAAUCUUUGAUGCCAAUAAUUAAUUGAGUCACCCUAAGAGCUAGGAUUAAGUAUCUUAGAAUCCCAUAUUCACUUAUUUACCUCAACAGUAUCAGAAGGAUAUCUUAGAUUUGGAGUUCAAACUCUAAGAAUAGAAAGAGGCAGAUCUGAAGAAUCCAUAGAUGAACAAAUAACUGUUAAGAUCCCAAUUAAAUGUGAGUGAUUCAAGCAAGGUUGAUGAAAUCAUAUUGGAAAAUCUCAGAUUCGAAGAAAGUGAAUUACUAUUGAAAUCUAAGAAUAAUGAAUAUUACAAAUUGAAAUACAAUGAAAUUCAGAAAUUAAAGUAGAUUCAUGAACGUAAUUAUCUGGAGAAGAAAGUGCAAGAGUAAUUGGCUUUAAGGUAGAUUGAAGAUGACAUGUUGAAUUUUAAAGAAAAAGGAUAAACGAAGUUGACUUAUUUAUAGUAGUUAUAGUAAGGUAUUGGCACUAGACCUUUGUUUUAUGAUUAAGACACUGGAUUUGUAGUGAGAAUUGACUUUGUCAAUAAGUUACCAAUUUGUUAUGAUUUUGUCAAAGUAGGUUAUGGCAUAUUUAUUAAAAAUGUGGAUGAGCCCAAGGUAAUAAUGAACACGAACUAACAUGAGUGUGUAAAUGAGAACAUAUACUCUAAGAAGUGUGUGAUUUAAGAGAAAUUCGUAGAGAGGAAUCAUGAAAUCUUCAGAGAUACAUAUCUCUAUAUAGUGUUAUGGUGUUUCAGUCAAGAUUUCGGUAGUGGUAUGGUUCCAAUAUAGGUUGGUUGGUCAAUCCAUAAACUAUUCGAUGAGGAGAAACUAAUGUCAGGAGGGUACUUGCUGCCCAUUUACAAUUCCAGCUUUACAUUUGAACUUUAGAGAUUGCCUGAAGUUUAAGAAAUUAAGAUUGGAUUGAGGAUAUGUCUACCAGGAGAUUAGAAUUUGGAUUUAGAUAAUAAAAUAAUGAGUCUGAUGGAUUAUAAAGUACAACCAGUUCAUUUGAAAAAGCCAGAGUUAAUUGAUUAGGAAAGAUAAAACGUAUUCAGAGAAUAUAAAAUUAUUCCACUGCCUGAAGAAUACAUUCAGGUUAGAACAAAUGAUACUAAAUUAUGGCAAUCUGAACUCCCUCCUAAUGUUUAUAAACUGAUCGAUUAUAAUUUUAUGAACGAGGAGGAAGUAGCCUUAAAGUAAUAGGAAUAGGAGUACGAAGAAAGGAGAAUGAAUAGAUUAAAUCGUCCCAAAAGAAGAUUCAUGGGAAAGUAAGGUACAAUAGCAAGAGGUUCUUCAGAGAAAAAAAAGACUAUGCUUACAUUCAAGCAAAGGUUAGCCUUGAAAAAAGGGGCAGUUACACCAGCAAGCACAAAGGCUAAACCUACAGAAAAAGAAUAGUCAUCAAGACCAUAAAGCAAGGCAGAUAUUUCCAGGAAGAAAUUGGAGGAAUCUACUACUACUAGAGUGUAAGAAAAAUAGAAAAGUGCUUUGAUUCCAAGUAAACCAAGAAAGUUGAUGUUCAAAUUAAGAUCAUUGUCUCAAAUUUAUGUUGGGGGUAUCACAACAUUGACAAUGAAGUUAGCGCUCUUCUAAGGUAUUCAAUUAUUAGAUGAUGAUGAUAAAAAUAUGUGUGUGUUUAGUAAGGAAUUAGAACCUGAUGAAAAGGGAGACAAUUACAUUAAUUUUAAUGAAUCAUUUACAUUUGAAUUGAAUCUGACUCAGUACUUUGAAGAUUAUGAAGAAAGUGAGAUUUUGAGCACAUUUUUAUUUAUAGCUAUUUUUAAGGAGGUAACUAACUUAUUUGGAUGGCAUGCAAUUCAAGCCUUUGAUACUUCUGAUGAACAUUUCAAAGUAAAAAGUGGUAUCUAUUAUGAAAAUUUGUAUGGACCACCAGGACAAGCUCCACCUUUCAAUUUCAAUAAGGCAAAGCGAUUGAAUACUCAAAUUAAUUUUAUCAUGAUGCAAGACGAUGAUCGUGUAUUAUAAUUGCCAACCAUUGAUAAUUAUAAACUUGAUCAAAAAUUAUUAACAGAAGAAGACAAAGAAAAGAGAAAGAAAAUAUAUUCAGUAGCUAAUCCUAAAUGGAAUACUCAAAUACGUUUAGACAUCUCAUCUUUUAGAAACUUCUAAUCAAAGGAUGAAUUUAUAAUGAAAACCAUUGUUAUCGAAGAAGAAAAUAUUAUUAUUGAUGCCAUAGAUAGAUAAUGCAUAAAAUUCGAUCAAGUCUAAUUAUUUGAGGGUACAGGCAAAGGUGAAUUUAUUGCUAAUCAUUUAAUAAUAUUGAGGAUUGGUACUAGAUAUUUAGUGGAUACUUUCACGACUACUUUUAAAAAGUUAAAUUAUCUGUUUAGUUUCUUCAUCAAAUAACAAAUUGUCGGAGUGUGUAAAUUCCCUCUCUUUUCAGCAGGAGGAGCAUUAAAUGUAGGAUCAUAGAGAUUGAUGGUUCAUGAUCUAGAUGAUAGCGGAAAGAUCGGUAAGAAAACGACUAAAGAAAUGUAUAUUUUCAUACAAGAAGAAUAAUUGAAUCUGAAGGAUAUUGAGGAAACUCCCAAAUAUGCGCAAUAAACUAAAGAAUAAAAAAUUGUUAAUAAGUAAGAUUAGAGCAAAUACUUGAUUAUUGAAAUUGAUCAACUAACAGAUUACUUAAGUCAGGAACCAAUUGACUUUACUAUCUAGGUCUAUAAUGGAGAGGAACCAGCCAUGGAUUCAGAUGGAGUGAUAUGUGCAUAUACAAGUGUUACUCCUUUUUAACCUAAGCCAAAUUAUUCAGUUCCAAUAAACGAGGCAGUGUAUUUUAAGAUGCCAAUAAAUGCAAUCAUUGAAAGAAAGCAGGGCCUGGAAAAUUAUUAAGUUUUUAUAUCCUUUUCGGAUUUAGGAUGGAUUAGUUUUUAGUUAUUUUUAAAUGGAGAGUUAAACAGUUCUGAUUUUGUUGGGAAAUUAUUUAGAGGCGAUGUACCAGCCCCACCUGUUGAUUACACUAAUAUGAAGAAAAUCAACACCAAGGUUUCCUACAAUGUAAAGUACGAUUUGAAACAAACAGAAGAGUUUAGAAAUAGUUAAGUUGAAGAGAGAUCAGGACUCAUGAGAAGUGAAACUCAAAAGAAUUUAUAGUCAAUACCAAGUGAAUAGACUGCGAAAAUACCAUCUAGAAGAACGAUGAAUUCAAAUGAAAAUUUAGAUAAAUUACAGAUUAUGUUGAUAAAUGUCAAUGGAUUUAUAAACCAAAAAAAAUUAUAAGUGAAAGGAAUUCUCAUGAUGGAAGGCAAGACAUUAUUGGAUAAAUAUAACUAGUCUUGUUCCUUUAAGAGUGAGUUUAUAGACAAUGUAAAGAAGGUGGCAUUCUUUAACAAUGCUCGUUUUACAUUUUCAGUGGAUAUUCCUACACUUUAAAUGGAAUCUUACUUAUUUCUAUCAAUUUUUGAUGAAAAGGAAACUGUAAUUGCAUGGUUUGGAAAGAGAUUGGUAUAGGCUGUUGGAAAAUUAAAUAGAGGACAAUAAUUUGAAUAUCUUUUUGCUCCGCCUUUGAUGAGACCGCCAUUGGAUCAUUCACAAAUACAAAACCUAUAACAAUCAAUUUAAUUUGAAGUGAAAUGA